Messenger RNA from Vicia faba (fava bean), 1029 nucleotides. NCBI's taxonomy places the organism in Eukaryota, Viridiplantae, Streptophyta, Magnoliopsida, Fabales, Fabaceae. The record is from the annotation of a GenBank genome assembly.
AUGCAAUGCCUGGCUGCCCUUGGUGGUGGAAGUGGAAUAGAGCAUGAAAUAUUAAAGACUAAUCCAAUACUGGAGGUCUUUGGAAAUGGAAAAACAUUGAGAAAUGACAACUCAAGUCGUUUUGGAAAACUCAUUGAGAUUCACUUCAGUGAAAUAAGAAAAAAUAUCUGGGAGAAGCUAAAUCUACAAAGUGUGGAAGACUAUAAAUAUAUGAGGCAGAGCAAUUGUUAUUCAAUUCUUGGCGUUGAUGAUGCAGAAGAAUUUCGUAUAGUCAUGGAUGCUCUAGAUGCUGUCCACAUUAGCAAAGGAGAUCAGGAGAAUGUAUUUGCAAUGCUUGCUGCAGUGUUAUGGUUGAGAAACAUAUCAUUUACUAUGAUCAAUAAUGAAAAUCAUAUUCAAGUCAUUGAAGAUGAGGGGCUAUUCAGCACUGCCAAGUUGAUUGGAUGUGAAAUUAAAGAUCUGAAGUUUAAUUUGUCAACUCGCAAAAUGAAAGUUGGUAAUGGUAUUAUUGUCCAGAAGUUUAUUCUAUCUCAGGCCAGUGAUGCAAGAGAUACUUUGGAGAAAUCUAUUUAUGCAUAUCUCUUUGAUUGGCUGAUCGAACAAAUAAACAAAUCACUAGCUGUUGGCAAAAGAAGAACUGUCCAAGCUCCUGGAAUCUUUAAAAUUUCUGAUGAAGACCGGUUGCAUUCCUUCAGCGAGUCAUAUAAAUUGGGUACCAAUUUAGUCGAAGGUGUCCAUUCUCCAAAUUUGGCCAGUUUAAAUGCUAAACUUGUUCCAGAGCACUUGCUUUAUCUCUCUAUUGACCGCGGAAGGAAGUUUCUUUCGUCAUCCAAAUAUGCAAAUAGAUACAAUUUUUACAAGGAUUCAAAUGCUCACGAGAUUGAACGAAUGUUGAAAUUACUUGCACCCCUAAGACAACAGAUUCUGUCCAAUCUAAAUGAGUGGGAAGAACAGAAUGAUCUUCAAAAAAAUUUGGCUGUCAUUGACAUGCUCCUGAUUCUUCCAUCUGAUAUCCCUCUAAGCCUAUAA